GACGCUGAUGGAAUUCACAGGGGGAAUUUCCGGCAUGAAAUUGGGCUUCACUGUGAAUCUGCCAGCUUCUGUAAAUUUGCAGUCACGGCGCAACAAAACCGCACGCUCGGCACCACCAUCCCUCCAUUUCCAAUUCUUCGCGUUGCCUAUACUUUAUCAUCGCCAUUAUGUUUGGAUGCAUCGUCGCUGGACGCUUGGUGCAAACGAAUUUGCAACAAGUUGAUGUCAAUAAAUGGGUAUUUGAACUCCCCGAUGCGAACAACAUAAAUCAUAUUACUGUCUUCUUGCUCGGUACGAUACCUUUUGAUGCAGGCUAUGGUGCCACUGUGCAUAUCCUCUGGCCAAAUAAAGACUGGAAGCUGCUUGGCUGUUUAACGAAUGAGAAACCAAGCUCUAUAUUCCGCGUAAAGCAUAUGGGCAAUAAUGGAAACGCCAAUAACGCUCAACCAGCGGACCAACAACCCAUGAUAUCAGCAACAUUGGGCAUCUCCAUCGAACCUUUGCAUGUCAUUCAGAGCCAAUUGGCCUCCCUACCACCCAGCGGCGACGCCAAUCAAUCCACCGCACUGAUCAAACCUGGGGUGAGCAAUCUCUCGGAGGCUGGAUUCAUUGCCUCCAGAAUUCUUGAACAUCUCUAUAAUUAUGUGACAUCUUUCGCCACUAAUAACUUGCCUAUGGGCGCCAUCCCCCUCUCGUCGGUGGCCGACAAUGGUUAUUUGCCCAUGAAAGCCUUCCAGACUUGACAGCUGAGCCUUUGGGUAGGAAAUAGAUGUGUACAUUUUGCUAUUAGCGCCUUAAUCUAUUUUCCGUCCACGAUGAUAGCAGGAACACAUCUGCUAGCGGGCAGAAUUGGUCAUUUAAGCUAUAUUAAGCGAACUUUUCCU
Umbelopsis ramanniana AG is the source of this 884-nucleotide messenger RNA. RefSeq lists its product as uncharacterized. Gene Ontology annotation, cellular component: cytosol; nucleus. Gene Ontology annotation, molecular function: nuclear import signal receptor activity. The coding region runs from base 168 to 743 and encodes 191 amino acids. Lineage: Eukaryota; Fungi; Mucoromycota; Umbelopsidomycetes; Umbelopsidales; Umbelopsidaceae. The transcript is spliced from 5 exons. Gene Ontology annotation, biological process: protein import into nucleus. The record is from RefSeq and is a predicted model, not a curated record.